Molecule: messenger RNA, 1475 nt
Organism: Nelumbo nucifera (sacred lotus)
Lineage: Eukaryota; Viridiplantae; Streptophyta; Magnoliopsida; Proteales; Nelumbonaceae
Source: RefSeq, a predicted model, not a curated record
AUGCAGUGGUUGUGGGGGGCAGCAUAGCAGGGAUAUCGUGCGUUCAUGCCCUCACAGCAGCAGGAUGGGACGCCGUAGUGCUCGAGAAAUCGUGCCCCCACCGGAAGUCCAACCGAUGCUGGGCUUGGGCUCGAUCCUCUGGCUCUGAAAUCCAUCGAUUCAUGUCUCCACCAACCUCACCUUCUCCACAACACCACCCUGCCCCUCACCAUCGAUCAGUAGAAUCAAGCAACAGAUGGGGAGAAGAAGAUCAGCUGGAUACUGGCAAGGGAUGAAGACUUCUAUAUAGGGCUCUACCACCCCACAUGGUCCUCUGGGGUUACCUCUUCCUCUCUUUCUGCAUUUCAGACGAUAAUGCCUCUGUUAAAGUUACAGCCAGAGUUCUUCAAAUUGGUGAGAUCAUUGAGAUGGUUGGGGAUUUGCUCAUUGCAGCAGAUGGGUGCCUGUCCAAGAUCCGUCAGAGUUUCCUACCUUAUCUUAAACUGAGGUAUUCAGGUUACGCUGCAUGGAGGGGUGUUCUCGAUUUCUCGGGAGACGAGAAUUCAGACAUCCUUGUUGGCAUUCGCAAGGCUUAUCUGAUAUGGACACGACUCCCGGCAACACGCUGCGUCGCAACUAUAGGCAGCAGCGUGCACAGCAGCGCGCCUAGCGGCAUGCACCAGCGUGCCGCAGCACAGGCGACACCCACCGCCCGGCAGCGUGCCGCGGCACAGGCGGCACGCACCGCCCGGUAGCGCGCCGCGGUACAGUCUGCCAGCCGCCCGACAGCAGCAUGCAUCGCAUGGCCGUAGCACUCGGCAGCAGCAUGCACCACAUAGUAGCGACACGCACCACACGGCAGCAGCACGCACCUCACAGCAGUAGCAAGGUGGGUCGCACGCGCCAACGUAGAGCGGGGCCCACACGCCAGCUGUACCGUUCCCUUAUCCCCUAUUUUUGUGUUUCCCUUAGAAGUAGGAGUUUGAGUUUCGAUAGAAGUUUAAGUUGCGAUAAGAGAGGGACUACCUUAGCCGAAUACAAGAAGGAAACCCUCCUGUAAUCUUCUAUUUAAGGAGCUGAUUUAUUCAAUAAAGUCAUCGAAUUUUCAAUCAAGAAGAGAACAUGGAGAGUUAGGUGAUCUUUUGAACAAAUCACCCCUCAGUCCGCCAUCAUAGGGUCAACCCGCAAAAGGAAGGCAAGGAGUUUUCCCAGCAAACCGCCCCGUGACGAGAUCCUACGCCCAGGCCCAUAACAUUUUGGUAUCAGAGCCGAGCGUCAUGGGCGACAUGGAGCAGCUAUCGACCAUGGUUCACGAGCUGGAACACCAUCUCGUGGAAAAUCACGCGGAGGUAAGGGAAGUUAAAGAGGACGUCAGGGAACUUCGACGUCUCCUGGAGUUAUACUUCUCCACCAGAGAAGGGAGCCCUGAAGGGGAAGCCACUCAUCACAGCCGCCGCCCAGAUCGGGCAGAGGGCUCCAGUGAGCGACAGAGUGAC